Spinacia oleracea (spinach) is the source of this 936-nucleotide messenger RNA. RefSeq names its product vacuolar protein sorting-associated protein 55 homolog. The transcript is spliced from 5 exons. Bases 246 to 665 code for a protein of 139 amino acids. Gene Ontology annotation, cellular component: endosome. Gene Ontology annotation, biological process: late endosome to vacuole transport via multivesicular body sorting pathway. The record is from RefSeq and is a predicted model, not a curated record. Lineage: Eukaryota; Viridiplantae; Streptophyta; Magnoliopsida; Caryophyllales; Amaranthaceae.
UUAGGGGCGAAGGAAGCAAAACAAUAUAAUUGCCAAGUCGGCAAGUCUCACCUUCUUGUCGCUAGAUUCUCCAAUUUCUCUCUCAGAAUUUUGUCGACGUGCCUGGAAAUUCCACCGAACUUUCGUUGAUUUCUACUCUUCAAUUCCCCUGCUAAAAGAUAUCACUCCCCCUUUCGACUUCAAUUCCCUUCAUCCUCACCUUUCACCUGCAAUUUCUAUCUCUUUGGUGAGAGUGAGACGGCAUAAUGGCAGACUUACCUGGGUAUAUGGUGACUUGUGUGCAAAGUGGAAAGCUUGCAUGCCUGGCUAUUCUGGUUUCUGGAGGAAUUGUAUUGCAAAUUUUGGCAUGUGCUCUAUACAAUAACUGGUGGCCGAUGCUUUCAGUUAUAAUGUAUGUCCUCCUUCCUAUGCCUAUGAUGUUCUUUGCUGGAUCUGAUGCCUCUUCACUUUUUACGGAAUCCUCUGAUAACAGUUGGUUAAACGCGACCAAAUUUUUAACGGGAGCAUCAGUGGUUGGCAGUAUUGCAAUACCAACAAUCUUAAAACACGCUGGUAUUAUCGGUUGGGGAGCUCUGAUUAUGGAGCUGUCUUCCUUUUUUGUAUUUAUUUUAUCCAUUAUGUGUUUCAUUAAAAUGGAUGACUAUGAUGAUUAUGCUAGUCUUUAAUAAUAUCACCAUCGGUCUUGCUUCGGACCAGGAAAGGUUGAUAUCUGCUCUUUAUGGGAUGUAUGUUUUUCCCCAUUGUGUAUGUAAUUUUUUGAUGUGUAAUUAGUAAAUGAAUUUGUUUGUUGCAAAUCACAAUCAUCAACUUUCUUACAGUGGAGGAAGACUGGAGAUAUAUUGCAAUCUGUAACUGUUAAUCUUCUGGGAAAAUUGUGAGGUUUACUCUUGAUCAGUUCGUCAUUAAUGCAAAAUACUUGUAUUGUUUGCGGCUCAA